AUGGAUGAAUUCAAGAUGAGUGUUCUAGAGCCGUUUGCAACAUCACAGAAGGAGUUAGCAAAGCAGCAGGUGGAGGAUCUGGAUCUCCUCCGUAGGCAGCUGAAAGAAGCCCGGGAGGAAUUAAAAGGGGCCUGCCUGCAAGCAGAGGAGCAAAAAGAAAUGGCUGGGAUUUUUAAACACAAAUACACCGCCGCAAUGGAGAAGGUGCAUAAGGUGCAAGGGCAGGUGAAACAUUUGCUUGAAGAGCUUCAGUAUUCCCAGCAACAGUUAAGAGAGUCCCAACAAGCCACCCAUUUAAUGGACGAAGAACUAUCGGAGCUGAAGCGGCGCCACCACGACAAGGUGGGCCAAUGGGAGAGCUCGCAAAAAGGCCUCAAGCAAUUGACGGACGAGCUCCACGUCAGUCGAAAUCUGCUGACUGAGAGCCGGCAAACGGUGCAUCACUUGAGAAGCCAUGUGUGCAACCUGCAAGGGCAAGUGGACACACUCAAGGAGCAGAAAGUCGUGUUGGAGUGUGACCUGCGACUUUAUCAGCAGAGUCACUCUCACGUGAACAAGGACUACCUGAGCAUGCAAAGUAACCAGCAGAAGCUGCAGAAGCGCUGCAGUGAGCAGGUGGAGCGCCUUGUGGAGUGUGAAAAGGUUAUUCUACAGAUGAAAUCAGAGCUGGAGAGACAGUAA
Molecule: messenger RNA, 681 nt
Organism: Syngnathus typhle (broad-nosed pipefish)
Lineage: Eukaryota; Metazoa; Chordata; Actinopteri; Syngnathiformes; Syngnathidae
Product: involucrin-like
Exons: 5
Coding region: 1-681 (226 amino acids)
Biological process (GO): spermatogenesis
Source: RefSeq, a predicted model, not a curated record